AGCCCUCUCACGUAUUAUUAACUUGAGCCAGACUGGAAGAACUUGUGAGAGAACGAGGAAAAGCCUCGCUGAAUGGAUGUAGAAUCUCCUGCCCUGUCCUGUGUACUCUAAAACAGCCUGAGGAAAAGAAAAACAGAGGGAGAGAGAGAGAGAGGGAGAGAGUGCGAGAGAGUCCUGAGCAGAGGGGACUAAAGCCAGACAGAACGCAGCGGUUGUGAAAGGAGAGAAGAGGAAAAGGAGGGGAGGAAACUCGAGCGCUUUUGCACAGAGGACUGAGUCACAGAGCAAGACAGAGAGAGCGAGAGAGGGAGAGAGAGGAGAAAGAUAGAAAGGAGGGGGCAGCUCUUCUUCUGUCGCUUGGUCAGGAGAGGGUUAGCGUGCUCGAGCGCCUGGGGACGUUUAAAGUCCGGCACCACACCCCUCUCUCUGCACACCCCCCUACCCCGUCUCUCCUCCUCCCCCCCUCACCUUUCACCCCCUCGUUCCGCUGCUCCUUGCUCACCGGCGCACACUCGCUCGCAGGCCCAAUGCCGGCAGGCCCCCCUGGAAACGUCUUCCCCACCCUGGUGGUCCUGGGCCACAUAGUGACGCUGAUAGCCGUGUGGAGAUGGAGGCAGCGGAGGAGGCAGUUCUGCGAAGAUGAGCGGGACAGAGUCCAGAAAAAGACCUUCACAAAAUGGGUGAACAAGCAUCUUAUGAAGCACUGGAGGGCUGAGGCUCAGAGGCACAUCACAGACCUGUACGAGGAUCUGCGAGAUGGCCACAACCUCAUCUCCCUACUGGAGGUGCUCUCUGGGGAGACCCUGCCGAGGGAGCGUGACGUUGUCAGGAACUCGCGGUUGCCCAGAGAGAAGGGCCGCAUGCGCUUCCACAAACUGCAGAAUGUUCAGAUUGCCCUGGACUUCCUCAAACGUAGACAGGUCAAACUGGUCAACAUCAGAAAUGAUGACAUCGCAGAUGGAAACCCCAAGCUGACCCUUGGGCUGAUAUGGACAAUCAUCCUUCACUUCCAGAUCUCAGACAUCCAAGUGAGUGGUCAGUCAGAUGACAUGACGGCCAAGGAGAAGCUGCUGCUGUGGUCUCAGCGCAUGGUGGAGGGCUUCCACGGUAUGCGCUGUGAUAACUUCACCACCAGCUGGAGAGACGGCAAGCUCUUCAAUGCCGUCAUCCACAAACACAGGCCUAAUUUGAUUGACAUGAGUAAGGUGUACAGACAGACGAACCUGGAGAAUCUGGAGCAGGCCUUCAGCGUGGCCGAGAGAGAGCUGGGUGUCACCCGCCUGCUCGAUCCAGAAGAUGUGGAUGUGCCCCACCCUGAUGAGAAGUCUAUCAUUACAUACGUUUCCUCCCUGUAUGAUGUCAUGCCAAGAGUUCCGGAUGUUCAGGAUGGAGUCCAGGCCAAUGAGCUGGAGCUUCGCUGGCAGGAGUACUACGAGCUGGUCACCAUGCUGCUGCAGUGGAUCAGACACCAUGUCAUUGUGUUUGAGGAGAGGAAGUUCCCCACCAGCUAUGAGGAGAUCGAGGUUCUGUGGCGCCAGUUCCUCAAAUUUAAGGAGACAGAGCUGCCAGCAAAGGAGGCUGACAAAAAUCGCUCCAAACUUAUUUACAAGGCUUUUGAGGGUGCAGUGCAGGCUGGUCAGGUCAAGGUGCCUCCUGGCUACCACCCCAUCGACGUGGAGAAGGAGUGGGGUCGCCUGCAUGUGGCCAUACUGGAGCGAGAGCGUCUGCUCAGAACAGAGUUUGAACGGUUGGAGAGGCUGCAGAGGACGGUCAGUAAAGUGCAGAUGGAGUCAGGCGUGUGUGAGGAGCAGCUGAACCAGGUGGAGACGCUGCUACAGACGGACGUGCGCUCGCUGGGAGCAGGAAAGCCCGUCCAGCACGCAGCAGAGAUCGAGGCAGACCUGGACAAGGCCGAGAGCAUGAUCCGCUUCCUCUUCAACGAUGUGCAGCUGCUGAAGGACGGGCGCCACCUACAGGCAGAACAGAUGUACAGACGGGUUUACCGUCUCCAUGAGCGUUUGGUGAACCUGCGCAGUGAGUACAACCUCCGUCUGAAAUCAGGAGUGACCGUGUCCCAGGUGCCCCUGACACAGAUGUCCAUGACGCAGACCCUGCAGCAGUCCCCGCAGCGCGUGCGGCCCGAGCUGGACGAGGUCACGCUCCGGUACAUCCAGGACCUGCUGGCCUGGGUGGAGGAGAACCAGCGGCGCAUCGACAGCUCGGAAUGGGGCGCGGACCUGCCUGCCGUCGAGUCCCACCUUGGCAGCCACCGCGGCCUGCACCAGUCCAUAGAGGACUUCAAGUCCAAGAUUGACCGUGCAAGGGCUGAUGAGAAUCAGUUAACCCCUGCCAGUAAAGGAGCGUACAGAGACUACCUGGGCAAGCUGGACUUGCAGUACGGCAAACUGCUGAACUCCUCCAAAGCCCGUCUGCGCAGUCUGACGCAGCUGCAUGCGUUUGUCGUAGCUGCCACUAAAGAGCUGAUGUGGCUGAAUGAGAAAGAGGAGGAGGAGGUGAACUAUGACUGGAGUGACCGCAACACCAACAUGACUGCUAAGAAGGAUAACUACUCGGGUUUGAUGCGAGAACUGGAACAGCGCGAGAAGAAAGUGAACAGUGUGCAAGCCACCGGAGACAAGCUGCUAAAGGAAGGCCAUCCAGCCAGGAGCACAGUGGAGGCCUUCAUGGCAGCUCUGCAGACGCAGUGGAGCUGGAUGCUGCAGCUGUGCUGCUGUAUUGAGACCCAUCUCAAAGAGAACACCGCCUACUUCCAGUUCUUUUCAGACGUGAAAGAGGCGGAGGAGAGGAUGAAGAAGAUGCAGGAGGCGAUGAAGAAGAAGUACAUUUGUGACCGCUCCAUCACGGUCACUCGUCUGGAGGACCUUCUGCAGGACGCUGUGGAAGAGAAAGAGCAGCUCACUGAGUUUAAGACUCACCUGGAUGGCCUGAACAGGAGAGCAAAGACAAUCAUCCAGCUGAAACCCAGAAACCCUGCAACGCCCGUCAAAGGCAAACUGCCCGUCCAGGCAGUGUGUGACUUCAAACAAAUGGAGAUCACAGUGCACAGGGGAGAUGAAUGUACGCUGUUGAACAACUCCCAGCCCUUUAAGUGGAAGGUGAGGAGCUCCGGUGGUAGUGAAGCGACAGUGCCGUCAAUCUGCUUCAUCGUCCCACCCACCAACAAGGAAGCUGUGGAGAGCACUUCUGGUCUGGACUCAAGUCUGCAGAAGCUGAUGAUCCUCUGGCAGAAGCUGCAUGUGGACAUGAAGAGUCUGCUGUCCUGGCAGUACCUCAUGAGGGACAUUCACUACAUCAACUCCUGGAACUUCAUCGUGUUCAAGACUCUGAAGGUGGAGGAGUAUCGCCAGGCUCUGAAGAACCUGGAGCAGCACUAUCAGGUCUUCAUGCGCGACAGCCAGGAUUCGGACCUCUUCGGCCCAGAUGACCGCAUGCAGGUGGAGAGUGCUUACAGCAAAGCCACCCAGCACUACGACAACCUGCAGCGCUCCGUGGAGCAAGAACCUGUCAUCAUCUCCAGAGACAGUACUGCCGGAGAGCAGGAUGAAUCCGUAUGUAAGAGCUACAUCACUCAGAUUAAGGACCUGAGGCUGAGGCUGGAGGCCUGCGAGUCCCGCAUGGUCAGCCGUCUCCGGCUGCCGGUGGACAAGGAGCCCCUGAAAGCCUGCGCUCAGAGGACCACUGAGCAGAAGAAAAUGCAGACAGAGCUGGACGGCAUAAAGAAAGAUCUGGAUGUGGUGGUGAAGCAGAGCGAGGCCGCACUGGCCUCUUCUCAGCAGUCCAGCUCCGCUCCUGUCCUGCGCUCCGAGCUGGACAUCACGCAGAAGAAGAUGGAGCGUGUUUACAGCCUGUCCUCUGUCUACUUGGACAAGCUAAAGACCAUUGACUUGGUCAUACGUAGCUCGCAAGGGGCUGAAGAUCUACUUAGGAAGUAUGAGAACCAGCUGCGUGAUGUUCACAGAGUUCCUGCAGACGAGAAGGAGGUGGAGGCCAGCCAAGCACAGCUGAAGAAAUUGCACUCUGAGGCUGAAGGUGACCAGCCAGCGUUUGACCGCCUGGAGGCUGAGCUGGGAGAGGCCGUGUCAGUGAAUGAGCGCAUGUCUCGGGUUCAUAGUGAACGCGACGCUGAGCUGGAUCACUAUCGGCAGCUGGUGUCGAGUCUUAAGGAGCGCUGGCAGGCUGUGUUCGUGCAGUUAGAGCUGCGACAGCACGAGCUGGACCUGCUGGGCAAGCAGAUGCAGGCCUACAGGCAGAGCUACGACUGGCUCAUCCGCUGGAUUGCAGACGCCAAGCAGAGGCAAGAGAAGAUCCAGGCUGUGCCGAUCAGUGACACCAAGGCCCUUAAAGAACAGCUGACCCAGGAGAAGAAACUCCUCGAGGAGAUUGAGAAGAACAAAGACAAGGUGGAUGAGUGUCAGAGAUACGCUAAAGCCUAUAUUGAUGCAGUAAAGGAUUAUGAACUUCAGCUGGUCACAUAUAAAGCCCUGGUGGAGCCCAUCGCCUCACCUCUGAAGAAAACCAAAAUGGAGUCUGCUUCAGACAACAUUAUCCAAGAGUAUGUCACUCUCAGAACUCGCUACAGUGAGCUGAUGACCCUGACAAGCCAGUAUAUAAAAUUCAUCCUGGAUACCCAGCGGCGCUUAGAGGAUGAGGAGAAAGCUACAGAAAAGCUUAAGGAAGAAGAGCGGAAAAAGAUGGCCGAGAUGCAGGCCGAGUUAGAAAAACAAAGACAGUUAGCAGAAUCUCACGCCAAGGCCAUCGCCAAAGCAGAGCAAGAGGCUGAGGAGCUGAAGCUGAAGAUGAAAGAGGAAGUCAGCAGAAGACAAGUUGUUGCAGUCGAUGCCGAAAAACAGAAACAGAACAUUCAGCAGGAGCUACAAGAACUCAGGAACCUCUCAGAGCAGGAGAUCAAGUCUAAAAGCCAGCAGGUAGAAGAGGCCCUGCAUAGCCGAAUCAAGAUUGAAGAAGAGAUCCGCAUAAUCCGACUCCAGCUGGAGACAACAGUGAAACAGAAAACGACGGCGGAAGCUGAACUUAAGCAGCUUAAGGAUAAAGCAGCAGAGGCUGACAGGCUCAGAAAAGCUGCCCAAGAAGAAGCAGAGAAGCUUCAGAAGCAAGUAAAUGAAGAGACUCAGAAAAAGCGCAAAGCAGAGGAGGAGCUGAAGCUAAAAUCUGAGGCAGAGAAGGAGGCUGCAAAGCAGAAGCAAAAGGCGCUCGAAGAUCUGGAGAAGUUCAAGCAGCAAGCUGAGGAGGCAGAGAGGCGCAUGAAGCAAGCUGAACUGGAAAAGGAAAGGCAGAUCCAAGUUGCAGAGGAGGUGGCACAGAAGACUGCUGCCACAGAGCUGCAGAGCAAACGGCUUUCGUUUGUCGAGAAAACGACAAAAUUGGAAGAGUCACUGAAACAAGAGCAAGGCACUGUCAUUCAGCUUCAAGAGGAGGCAGACCGGCUUAAGAAGCAGCAAGCCGAAGCAGAUAAGGCAAGAGAAGAGGCUGAGAAGGAGCUGGAGAUAUGGAGACAGAAAGCUAACGAAGCUCUACGACUCAGGCUCCAGGCUGAGGAGGAGGCCCAUAAGAAGAGUGCUGCUCAGGAGGAGGCAGAGAAACAGAAAGAAGAAGCAAAACGAGAGGCGAAGAGGAGGGCCAAAGCUGAAGAGCUUGCCCUAAAGCAGAAGGAGACUGCAGAGAAGGAGCUCGAAAAGCAAAGGAAAGGUGCUGAAGAAACUGCUCAACAAAAGCUCCUAGCAGAACAGGAGCUUAUCCGUUUGAGAUCAGAUUUUGAUCAUGCUGAGCAGCAAAGAGCUCUGCUCGAUGAUGAACUGCAGCGCCUCAAAAACGAAGUGAACACAGCCGUGAAUCAGAAAAAACAACUAGAGGAAGAGCUUUCUAAGGUAAGACAGGAGAUGGAAGUCCUCAUCCAAUUGAAAUCCAAAGCUGAGAAAGAGACCAUGUCAAAUACCGAGAAGAGCAAACAGCUUCUUGAAUCUGAGGCAGCCAAGAUGAGAGAACUUGCCGAGGAGGCAGCCAAACUGAGGGCAGUUGCUGAAGAAGCGAAGAAGCAAAGGAAGGUUGCAGAGGACGAAGCAGCCCACCAGAGAGCAGAGGCUGAGAAGAUCCUUAAAGAAAAGCUGGCUGCCAUCAAUGAAGCGACUCGUUUGAAGACUGAGGCUGAGAUUGCUUUGAAAGAGAAGGAGGCUGAAAACGAGCGUCUUAAGAGAAAAGCUGAGGAAGAAGCCUACCAAAGGAAGACGCUUGAAGAUCAAGCAGCCCAGCAUAAGCAAGAUAUUGAGGUAAAGAUCAGCCAGUUAAAGAAGUCUUCUGAUGAUGAAUUAGACCGGCAGAAGAAAAUUGUUGAAGAAACACUGAAGCAGAGGAAAGUGGUCGAAGAGGAGAUUCACAUACUGAAGAUCAACUUUGAAAAGGCCUCAACAGGAAAGCGAGACCUCGAACUUGAGCUGAACAAGCUAAAGAGCAUCGCUGAUGAGACUCAGAAAAGUAAAGUACAAGCCGAAGAGGAGGCGGAGAAGUUUAGAAAGCUGGCGCUAGAGGAAGAGAAGAAGAGGAAGGAGGCAGAGGAAAAAGUGAAGAAGAUUGCAGCUGCAGAAGAGGAGGCGGCAAGACAGUGCCAGGCUGCUCAAGAAGAAGCUGAGCGUCUUCGAAAGAAAGCUGAAGAGGCCAAAAAGCAAAAAGAGCAUGCUGACAAGGAAGCUGAGAAACAGAUUAUUUUGGCUCAAGAAGCUGCACAAAAGUGUUUUGCAGCUGAGCAGAAAGCUCAGGAUGUCUUUGUCCAACAGAAAGAGGACAGCCUUGCUCAAACUAAGCUAAAACAAGAGUUUGAGAAGGCAAAGAAAUUGGCUGAAGAUGCAGAAAAGGCCAAAGAGAAAGCUGAGAAAGAGGCUGCUUUGCUUCGACAGAAGGCAGAUGAGGCCGAGCGUCAGAAACAAGCAGCCGAAGCAGAAGCGGCUAAACAGGCCAAAGCCCAAGAAGAUGCUGAAAAACUGAGGAAAGAAGCUGAGAAAGAAGCUUCCAAACGUGCUAAAGCAGAAGGAGCAGCAUUGAAACAGAAGGAACAGGCUGAUGCAGAGAUGGCCAAGCACAAAGAGCUUGCUGAGACAACCUUGAAGCAGAAAUCUAUGGUGGAGGAAGAGUUAGCAAAGGUAAAACUACAACUUGAAAACACAGACAAGCAGAAAUCUGUUUUGGAUGAUGAACUGAAACGACUGAAGGAUGAGGUCGCUGAUGCUGUCAAGCAGAAAGCUCAGGUGGAAGAUGAGCUCUCUAAAGUAAAGAUCCAGAUGGAGGAACUGCUCAAACUGAAGGUUAAAAUUGAGAAGGAAAACCAGCAACUCAUGAACAAAGAUAAGGAGAACACAAAGAAAUUGCUUGAGGAAGAGGCUGAGAACAUGAAGAAGCUGGCUGAAGAGGCUGCACGGCUCAGUGCUGAUGCCCAGGAAGCUGCUAGACUAAGACAGGUUGCAGAGUCCGACCUUGCCCAACAGAGAGAGCUGGCUGAAAAGAUGCUCAAAGAGAAGAUGCUAGCCAUUCAGGAAGCAUCGAAACUGAAGGCUGAGGCUGAAAAGCUCCAGAAACAGAAAGACCAAGCUCAAGAAGAGGCCCAAAAACUGCUGGAGGCUAAAAAGGAGAUGCAACAGCGUUUAGACCAAGAGACGGAAGGCUUCCAGAAAUCCUUAGAGGCAGAACGUAAGCGGCAGCAAGAAGCAACCGCUGAGGCAGAGAAGCUGAGGCUCAAAGUAACAGAGCUAAGCAAAGCGCAGUCGAAAGCAGAGGAAGAAGCUAAAAAUUUCAGGAAACAAGCAGAAGAAAUCAGAGCCCGUUUGCUCGAGACUGAAAAACAAACCUCAGAAAAAGUCACUGUUGUUGAGAAGCUGGAAGUGGAGAGGCUGCAAAGCACCAAAGAGGCAGAUGACUUGCGCAAUGCAAUUGCAGCACUUGAACAAGAAAAGGAGAAACUGAAAAAGGAGUCACUGGAUUUACAAAAUAAAGCAAAAGAGAUGGCCAGUGCGCAACAGGAGCAAAUUCUAAAAGAAAAGACAGUCCUUCAGCAGACUUUCCUUAUAGAGAAAGAAACCCUGCUGAAACAGGAGAAGACCAUCGAGGCUGAGAAAAAGAAGCUGGAAAAACAAUUGGAUGAUGAGAUGAAGAAAGCCAAAGCACUUAAAGAUGAACAAGAGCAUCAGAGGAAACAGAUGGAGGAGGAGAAAAAGAAACUUCAGGCUAUCCUGGAUGCUGCAGUCAAAAAGCAGAAGGAUGCUGAGGAAGAGAUGCUUAACAAGCAAAAAGAGAUGGAAGAGCUAGAAAAGAAAAAACAAGAUCAAGAGAAACUCAUGGGUGAGGAAAACAAGAAGUUACGAGAGAAGCUCCAGCAGCUGAAGGGCACCCAGAAACCUGCAUGCCAAACAAAGGAAAUUGAGAUCCAAACUGACAAAGUACCUGAAGAUGAAUUAGUUACAGCAACAGUGCAAGAAACAACAAAGAAAGCUAUCAAUGGUUCUGCAGACGUUGAUGGAGUAAAGGCAAAUGGAGACUCACCACUGGCAUUUGAUGGAAUCAGAGACAAGGUGCCUGCAAGCAGGCUUAAUGAAGUUGGUGUGCUGAACAAAAAAGAAUUUGAUAAACUUAAAAAAGGCAAGACAACUGUGCAAGAGCUCAGUAAAUUGGACAAAGUCAAGAGGUGUCUGAAAGGCAAUGAUUGCAUUGGUGGUGUAAUAGUGGAACCCAACCAAAAAAUGAGCAUCUAUCAGGCUUUGAAGGAGAAUACAAUUUCACCUAGCACAGCUUUGAGUCUUCUUGAAGCUCAGGCUGCAUCUGGAUGUAUUAUUGAUCCCGUUAAGAACAGAAGGCUCUCUGUCAAUGAGGCUGUAAAGGAAUCCAUUAUUGGGCCUGAACUGCACACUUCAUUGCUCUCUGCUGAAAGGGCUGCGACUGGUUUCAAAGAUCCUUUCACUGGACAAAAGAUCUCACUAUUUGAAGCCAUGAAAAAGGGUUUGGUUACCGAGGACCAAGCUGUUAAAUUUCUUGAUGUUCAAAUUGCAACUGGUGGCAUAAUCGAUCCAGUAAACAGCCACCGUGUGCCAGUCCAAACAGCAUGUAAACAAGGUCAGUUGGAUGAGGAGCUGAACAAGGUUUUGUCCAGUCCACCAGAUGAAAGAAAAGCAUUUAGUGAUCCCAACACCCAAGAAAGCCUCACUUAUCAUCAGCUACUAGCCAGAUGCAAACCAGAUCCUGAUACAGGCCUCCCACUCCUUCCUGUCACAGAGGCAGCAUCAGUUACGGAAAGGACUUACACAAAUGAGGAAACUAGAGAUGUGUUCAGUAAAACAAAUGUAUCCGUGCCAUUUGGAAGAUUCAAGGGCAAGAUAGUGACCAUCUGGGAAGUGAUCAAUUCUGAGUACUUUACGGAAGAUCAGAGGAAAGAUCUUAUUCGUCAGUAUAGAUCAGGCAAAAUUACCGUAGAAAAAAUCAUAAAGAUUGUGAUUACUGUUGUGGAGGAUAAAGAAAAAACGAAAGAACCUGCCUUUGAUGGUUUGAGAUCAUCUGUGCCUGCGUCUGAGCUCCUGGACUCAAAGAUCAUUAAUAAAGAUUUAUUCAAUGAGUUGCAUAAUGGCAAAACUUCUGUAAAAGAAGUGUCUGAGAUGGAACCUGUCAAAAAAGCCCUCAAGGGAACAAACAGUAUUGCUGGAGUGUUCAUUGAGUCAACUAAGGAGAAGGUGCCAAUCUAUGAAGCCCUGAAGAAGAACUUGCUUGGAGAAGAGACUGCACUACAACUCUUAGAAGCCCAGGCUGGAACAGGCUUCAUAAUUGAUCCAGUAAAAAACCAAAAGCUCACGGUUGACGAUGCUGUUAAAUCUGGGAUUGUUGGCCCAGAGCUGCAUGAAAAGUUGUUGUCUGCCGAAAGAGCAGUUUGUGGGUACAAGGAUCCAUAUACUGGAAUGACUGUGUCCUUGUUUGAGGCAAUGCAAAAAGACCUCAUUAACAAAGAUCAGGGUAUGCGGCUACUGGAGGCCCAACUUGAGACUGGAGGAAUCAUCGACCCAGUGAAAAGUUAUCGCAUUCCUAAGGAUAUUGCCUACAAACGUGGGUAUUUCAGUGAGGAAGUCAACAAGAGCUUAAGCAGUCCAUCUGACACUACCAAAGUGUUCUUUGACCCAAACUCAAGGGAGAAUGUUUCCUAUGCACAGCUGAAGAAACAAUGCAUCACUGACAAAGAAACAGGCCUCUCAUUGCUUCCACUCUCAGAAAAAGCUGUUAAGUCCACAGAAUCAGAUCUGGUCUUAGAUGUUCAAACCAAAGAAGCUUUAAACAAGUCAACACUGGAGUUAAACAGUGGACCCUUUAAAGGAAGAAAGGUCACUAUCUGGGAGAUUAUCAAUUCUGAAUAUCUAACAGAAGAACAGAGGAUUGACAUAAUACGCCAGUACAGAUCAGGAAAGGUUACAAUUGAAAAGAUAAUAAAGAUUGUGAUAACACUGGUUGAAGAAAAGCAGAUAAAAAUUCAGCAAGAUACCUUUAGCGGUCUUAGAGAACCUGUUACUGCUACCUCCCUGUUUGAAUCCAAAAUCAUUGACAAAGCCACUUACGAUCAGCUCCAACAAGGUAAAAAGAAGCCGACGGAGAUCAGUGAAAUUGAUUCAGUCAAGAACUACUUGAGAGGAUCUGAAACCAUUGCGGGAGCAUUUGACGAGAAAUCUAAAGAAAAGCUCAGCAUUUAUCAGGCAAUGAAACAGAAAUUACUAACGCCAAGUACAGGCCUUGCCUUGUUGGAGGCCCAGGCGGCAACUGGGUUUAUUGUUGAUCCAAUCAGGAAUCAGAGCUUUACUGUGGACGAUGCUGUAAAAGCUGGCAUUGUUGGACCUGAGCUUCACGAAAAACUGCUGUCUGCGGAGAAGGCUGUAACAGGUUAUAAAGAUCCGUACACUGGUAACAAGAUUUCCCUUUUCCAAGCAAUGCAAAAAGAGCUUGUUCUUAGGGAACAUGCCAUACCCCUUCUGGAAGCCCAAGAGGCCACUGGAGGGAUAGUUGAUCCAGUGAAUAGCCAUCGUGUUCCCACUGACAUAGCCAUUCAGCGAGGUUACUUAAACAAGCAGUUGGCUAAGUCCUUCAAAGAUCCUUCAGAGGAUGUCAAAGGUUUCACUGAUCCUAACAAAGAUGAGAUUGUCACUUACAAACAGCUGAUAGACAGAUGCAUGAAAGAUCCUGAAUCUGGUGUUUUUCUCUUACCACUUUCUAAGCCUGAGAUUCCAAAAGAAGCUGAGAAGUCAUAUGUUUACACUGAAGAGCAAGCACAAACAGACUUGGCUAACACACAAAUUGAUAUACCACACAAAAGUUUUGCAGGAAAGCAGACGAGUUUAUGGGACGUCAUGGCAUCAGACUUGCUUCCAGAAGAUGAUAAGCAAAGACUUCUUCAACAGUUCCGGUCAGGAAAAAUCACAAAAGAGAGAAUGAUCAUCAUUGUCAUUGAAAUCAUUGAGCAAAGAGAAAUUAUUAAAACCGAGCAGAGUAUGCUGUGUGAUGUAAUUCGACGCAGGGUUACAAUUGAAGAACUAUACAGCUCUCGCAUAAUAGACCUUGAAACUUACAAUCUGCUGAAACAAGGCAAGAAAACCAUCCGGGAGGUUAUGGAGAUGACAACAGUUAAGCAGUACCUCUUUGGCACGGGCAGCAUUGCUGGAGUGCUCUCAGACAACUUUGCCAAAGUUAGCAUUUACAAUGCCAUGAAAAGAGGCCUUAUCAAGCCUGAUGAUGCCAUUGAUUUGUUGGAAGCACAAGCAGCAACAGGAUUUAUGAUUGAUCCUGUGAAACAUGAAUUGCUAACAGUUGACGAGGCUGUCCGCAAGGGUCUUGUUGGCCCAGAACUCCAUGACAAACUUUUGUCUGCAGAGAGGGCAGUCACAGGGUACAAAGACCCAUACAGUGGUAAAGUCAUUUCCCUAUUUCAAGCCAUGAAAAAGGACCUGAUUCCUGAAGAGUAUGCUUUGAAGCUCCUGGAGGCUCAGAUUGCAACUGGUGGCCUAAUGGAUCCCGAGUACAGUUUCCACCUCCCAGCUGAUGUUGCAUUGCAACGUGGAUAUAUCAACAAAGAAACGAGUGAGAGGCUAUCUGACCCUAGUGGAGACAUGAAAGGAUUUGUUGAUCCAACGACAGAUGAAAAGCUGUCGUACGCUCAACUUCUCAAGCGAUGCAAAGUUGACAAAGAAAGUGGCCUGCAUUUACUCUCUCUUGCAGACAAAAGACUGAUGUUCGGAGGUUUAAGAAAGCAAAUUACCAUAGAUGAACUGCUGCGCUCUCAGAUUAUUGAUCAGAAGACUUACACAGAGCUUAUCGAAGGCAUCGUCUCAGUGGAAGACAUCAGCAAAGACUUGAAGAAAUACCUUGAGGGCACAAGCUGUAUUGCUGGCGUGUAUGUAGAGGCUUCUAAAGAUCGGCUGUCCAUUUACCAAGCCAUGAAGAAGAACAUGAUCAGACCUGGCACUGCCUUUGAAUUGCUUGAGGCUCAAGCAGCCACUGGAUAUGUGAUUGAUCCAAUCAAGAAUUUGAAACUGACUGUCAAUGAAGCUGUAAAAAUGGGAGUGGUUGGCUCAGAGUUUAAAGACAAGCUUCUCUCUGCUGAACGAGCUGUGACGGGUUACAAAGAGCCAUACUCUGGUAAGAUCAUUUCCCUAUUCCAGGCCAUGAAGAAGGGUCUGAUCCUCAAAGACCAUGGUAUUCGUCUUCUGGAGGCUCAGAUAGCCACUGGUGGAAUAAUUGAUCCUGAGGGAAGUUAUCGGCUUCCAGUAGAACAAGCGUACAAGCGCGGCCUCUUUGAUGAGGAGAUGAACAGUAUUCUCACUGACCCCUCCGAUGACACUAAAGGUUUCUUUGAUCCAAACACCGAGGAGAAUCUGACUUACCUUCAACUGAUGGAGCGAUGCAUGAUUGACCCUGAAACUGGACUUGCUCUCCUAACGCUGAAAGAGAAAAAGCGUGAACGAAAGACAUCUUCCAAGUCAUCAGUGCGCAAGCGCAGAGUAGUGAUUGUAGACCCAGAAACGGGUAAAGAAAUGUCUGUUUAUGAAGCAUACCGCAAAGGACUCAUCGAUCAUCAGACAUAUCUAGAGCUUGCAGAGCAAGAAUGUGAAUGGGAGGAAAUUACCAUCUCAUCAUCGGAUGGUGUCGUCAAGUCUAUGAUCACUGACAGGAGGUCUGGACGUCAGUAUGACAUUGAUGAUGCCAUCACUAAAGGUCUCAUAGACCAGUCCGCUUUAGACCAGUACCGUGCAGGCACUCUGUCUAUCACUGAAUUUGCAGACAUGUUGUCAGGGAACAUGAGUGGAUUCAGAUCACGUUCAUCUUCCUUUGGGUCCACCUCAUCAUUUCCUAUGAGCCCAGCUCCAGCCAUCAGGACCCCAGCAACAACCUGGAGUGACCCAACAGAGGAAACUGGGCCAGUUGCUGGCAUCCUGGACACGGAUACUCUGGAGAAGGUGUCAGUCACCGAGGCCAUGCAUCGGAAUCUGGUUGAUAAUAUUACUGGUCAAAGGCUGCUAGAAGCACAGGCAUGCACAGGGGGUAUCAUUGACCCAAAUACUGGAGAAAAGUUUACUGUGGCUGAUGCCACGAACAAGGGGCUGGUUGACAAGAUAAUGGUAGACCGCAUCAACUUAGCUCAGAAAGCCUACCAGGGAUUUGAAGAUCCAAGAACCAAAACCAAAAUGUCAGCAGCUCAAGCCUUAAAGAAAGGUUGGCUGUACUAUGAGGCUGGCCAACGUUUUCUCGAAGUCCAGUAUCUAACAGGUGGAUUAAUUGAACCUGAUGUCACAGGCAGAGUAUCACUGGAUGAGGCUGUAAAGAAGGGCACUCUUGAUGCUCGCACUGCGCAGAAACUACGAGAUGUCAGUGGAUAUUCCAAGUAUCUCACAUGCCCCAAAACAAAGCUGAAGAUAUCUUACAAAGAUGCAAUGGAGCGAAGCAUGAUUGAGGAGGGCUCAGGCUUACGCUUGCUGGAGGCAUCAUCUCAGUCUAGUAAAGGCCUUUAUAGCCCAUACAGUAUCAGUGGCUCUGGAUCAACCUCAGGAUCCAGGUCUGGCUCCAGAACUGGUUCCAGGUCUGGCUCUAGACGAGGAAGCUUUGAUGCUACAGGCUCUGGUUUUUCCAUGAGUUUCUCCUCAUCUUCCUAUGGCUCCCCAAGCUAUGGACGCCGAUAUGGCUUAGGGGAGCACAGUGGUUUGAAUAUGGAUGAACUAAAGAACGCCUUAACAGCAUUAACACCCAGAGGGAACUGUUGGUCUGAUGAGAUGAGAUUGUUCUCACAUUCGCAACCACAGUGCUCUUUAGUUGCUUAAACCAUUUAAAAAAAGGCGUUUAAUUCUGCUCUGCAUGUGGUUGCUGUGGGGCCGGGGAAGCAUUAUUAAAUUAUACUGGCUUUAAUAUUUCAAUUCAUGUUAGACUAUAUUUUUAAUAUUUAAAUGAUUUCUCAAAUAAUUACAUAAGAAAUGAUGAACUCAUGUUUACUUUUUCUGUAAUGCCUUUUAUGGAAAAAAUUGAAAAUCCAUGAUAUAUUUAGGAAUAUUUUUUAAACACUGUUACACAUUGCAAUUAUCAGUGUUAUGAAUUCCUCUGCUCUUGUACUAUUUCUUUCUGCCUUAAGCCCGCUUAAUAUGAUAUUCAACAAUCCUCUUGAGCUUUUUUAUUCAAAAAUGCUGAGUUAAGAAACAUAUGCUUUAAGUACGAAGUAAAGCUUAUUUUGAUUUCUAUUUGUGUACAGAUCUCUUAUGCAUCUGAAUUGUUUUGAUAAUAUACAUGUUGUGACAGUUUGCUAGAAUGUUAAAGAGAAGGGCUGGUGACCAUCUGCAGAGCAGAAUAAGGAAUCUUAUUAGCGUCAGAGCACAUGAAGAAACAAUGCUUCAGAAACCCUUUUUUGGCAACACUGCCACAGUUACAUGUCAAGCUUUUUGCACUCUCCUUUUCAUAUGAAAUGGAACAACACUUAAGCCAUUGGAACUCUGCUGUCUUUCAAGAUAAAUCAGAAUGGAUUCAUUGAAAUCUCUGCCACUGAUCCCAGAAAACCUACGGACUCAAAAGCUAUAAAAACAAAUUCCAGAAGAUGGCACUGAACAACCUUCUCAAGACAAGUGAGAGACCCAUCCUAUCCAUACCUAGUCUUCUGUUCCUGUCUCAUCUCCCAAAUCAAAGUGGACUUCAUUUGAGCCUUAACCUUACCUGAGCUCUGCACUCACUAUAUUCUUUCUCUUGCUGAAAAGGAGUGGUGUCCACUUCAGAACUCCAUACUAAAACCUCACCACCACUUUCAAACUGCAGAGAUGAAGACUAUGUCCAUAUGUUCUACUGCCCACUGGAGAGAUCCUAUGGAACAGAUUGCUCCAAUCAAGAGAACCACAAAUAGACCCUGUUUGAUUGACCAACAUACAUGUUCUGCUACCUUCAUUUGAUAUUCUUUUUUGCAUUGCGAAUUCAUGUUAUUCAAUAUCUGUUUAUAUUAUGUUUAAUAUUUUGAAGCCAAUUAGGAAAAAAGGCAAAGCCCAUAGUUAUAAUCAGGACAGCUGCUUUUUAGGCCGUAUGUUUUAACAUGACAUUUUGUUCGGGGUGCUUGAACUUUGUGCAUUGUUUUGUUGUUGUAUCCGUUUUGCCAUUUAAGUUUUAAAAUCUUCACUGGAAAAAAAAUGGGCUUUGUGCUCAUGAACAUAAAUUAGUCAGUAAGAUUGUAUAUUUCAAUAAGUGGUGCAUUUCUAAAGUAACAAAGAAGGUUGCUUACUAUAAACUGCGUCUGUACAUGCAAAAGCCUCUUAUAAUCAAUUCAAAAAUAAGUAAAGAAACAUAGGUUUAACCUUGAAAUAAUCAUGCAUAAAUAACCACAGUAUAGAGUUCUCAACACCAUGCAUACUGUAUCUUUGAUACUUUUGAUAACCUCCGUACUAGGCCUGCGUUAAUUUGUAUUAUUUUAUUUCAUGUUUUUGCUGUUUUGCUUGUUCUCCCGAUACAUUUGCCCCAGUUUCUUCAUACAAAAGCAAUUAUCUUUUCUUUUCUAUUUUUAAAUACUUGAUUGCUGUACUGUAAAAUCAUACUGCAUGUUAAUAUCAACUGUAUUUUCCUACAUUGGUAUUUUUGCUUUGCAUGUUUUUGCUAACAUGGUUAAAGGGAUGCAAUAACAACUGCAUUCAGCAAAACCUUUUUGAAGCAGUUUGAGGAUAUAUUUGAACCAAGAUUGCCUUGUUGUUUUGGGUAAUGAGGCAUGAUAAAGAAGAUUGUAUUUAUAGGAUGGGAUUGUAUUCUAUUGUAAAUAAAAUAUUAAAAUAUCAACA
Molecule: messenger RNA, 16334 nt
Organism: Colossoma macropomum (tambaqui)
Lineage: Eukaryota; Metazoa; Chordata; Actinopteri; Characiformes; Serrasalmidae
Gene: pleca
Product: plectin a
Exons: 37
Coding region: 528-14357 (4609 amino acids)
Biological process (GO): hemidesmosome assembly; intermediate filament bundle assembly; wound healing
Cellular component (GO): keratin filament; perinuclear region of cytoplasm; focal adhesion
Molecular function (GO): cadherin binding; structural constituent of cytoskeleton; ankyrin binding
Source: RefSeq, a predicted model, not a curated record